GUACAGAGUAGUACUAGUUGUCUAGUAGUGUAGUACUAGUACUUGACAAAGUAUUUAGUAUCAUGGAAGUACAGAGUAGUACUAGUUGUCUAUUAGUGUAGUACUAGUACUUGACAAAGUAUUUAGUAUCAUGGAAGUACAGAGUAGUACUAGUUGUCUAGUAGUGUAGUACUAGUACUUGACAAAGUAUCAUGGAAGUACAGAGUAGUACUAGUUGUCUAGUAGUGUAGUACUAGUACUUGACAAAGUAUUUAGUAUGAUGGAAGUACAGAGUAGUACUAGUUGUCUAGUAGUGUAGUACUAGUACUUGACAAAGUAUCAUGGAAGUACAGAGUAGUACUAGUUGUCUAUUAGUGUAGUACUAGUACUUGACAAAGUAUUUAGUAUCAUGGAAGUACAGAGUAGUACUAGUUGUCUAGUAGUGUAGUACUAGUACUUGACAAAGUAUUUAGUAUCAUGGAAGUACAGAGUAGUACUAGUUGUCUAGUAGUGUAGUACUAGUACUUGACAAAGUAUUUAGUAUCAUGGAAGUACAGAGUAGUACUGAAACAAGUGCCCCCCCGCACCCUGGCUGUCAGCGUGAUGUGGUUUCCUGUCAGGAGGCGGGACCAAGGCGAGGCGGUCUAGGUGGCUGGUGAUUGGUCCAAAGUGUUGUGCUGCGAGGCGGGAGAGGCAGGUAAGCAGCUGAUUGGCUGAGCAGAAGAGGAGAUGAGAAGACAAGAGGACGUGCAGGUGAGUCACUUCCUGUGUGAGGCCAUGGCGCUAAGUGUUCUCUCCAUGGACGUCCCGCUGAUGCUGGCGCUCACCAUGAUGCUGUGUGGCGUGCUGCUGGCGCUGGCGUGUGUGGACUGCUGGAGGAACGCACCGCUGGUUUCCAUCCGGGAAGACAUCGCCACAGACGAGUACAUCCUCUCCACCGAGUUCCCGCCCGCACCGCCACAUGUCCUGAUGACCUCCCCGACCUCUGACCGGCUCUCACCUAUGGCUCCGCCUCCAGACGCUGUCAGUGGGAGCGAGCGAGGAUGCGUGACGCCCACACAAAGCGAAAGUAACGCCAGCUACGAGAACUCCCACGCAGGACUGGACUACCCAGAAUGCUUUGCUGAGGACUACGUCCUGGUCUUGCCCGAUGUCUCCACCAAUCAGAGCGCAGCCUCCACGCCCAGCUCAGGUGUGCGCCACGAAUACGUCAACGUCCCCGCGGAUGAGUGGAGGGAACCUUCUGGAAGCUCGCCGCUCCGAGCCAUGGAGCGUCUCUUCUUGUCGGACGACAGGGAGUAUCUGGACGUCACGCCACAGAGCGCUGACUCAACAGGAAGUGCAUCAGGAGAAACGUCCACGCUGUCGUCUCAGAGCGAAGACGACGAGGCCAACUACGUCAACCAACCCGGCGCACGCAUGUAGGGGGCGGAGUCACACGCGGUGACCAGCCAGCCCAGUGCAUGAUGGGAAGGAGACUGCAAGCUGAGCAAAAAUCUGACAACUCCUGAGAAUGUUUUCACACUAUUAAAUGUCAACAAUA
Nerophis lumbriciformis (worm pipefish) is the source of this 1522-nucleotide messenger RNA. RefSeq lists its product as uncharacterized. The record is from RefSeq and is a predicted model, not a curated record. NCBI's taxonomy places the organism in Eukaryota, Metazoa, Chordata, Actinopteri, Syngnathiformes, Syngnathidae.